CUCAUCCUGACUGUGAGGCUAGCAGCUGUUCGCUCGUGUUGCUGCCCUAACUCACCUGUUUCAUGUCAGCAGUCACCUGUCAGGUAGUUUUUUAAUAACACACCGGUCUGCAAGAUGCCAAAAGGAGGUAGGAAAAGCGGGCAUAAAGGUCGUAUGCGGACCUACACCAGUCCAGAGGAGAUCGACGCACAGAUGAAGGAAGAGAAGGAGAGAAAGAAGCAUGAGGAGGAGGAAGAGGCAGGAGCAGGUCUUUCUGACCCAUCAGAGGAGAAACUUCCAGCGUCAGGAUCAGAGGACAGUGACGAUGAAAACUCCUCAAGGAGGAGAGCGGGCGUAGAGGGUUUGAUAGAAAUCGAGAAUCCCAACAGAAUCGCUCAGAAGUCAAAGAAAGUGACGCAGAUUGAGAUUGACGAGCCAAAGCAGUUAUCGAGGAGAGAAAGGGAAGAGAUCGAGAAGCAGAAAGCAAAGGAGCGUUAUAUGAAGAUGCAUUUAGCGGGGAAGACGGAUCAGGCGAAAGCCGACCUCGCCCGACUCGCCAUCAUCAGGAAACAGAGAGAGGAGGCAGCCAAGAAGAAAGAGGAGGAGAAGAAAGCUAAAGACGCAGCAGCAGCAGCUGCCAGAGGAAUAAACUCGCUCACAAUGAAAUGAUGCCGGGGAUUUAUUUAUCAGAAGAUUUAUCAGAGAUUUAUCAGUGUUCAUGGACUGGAGAGAAAAAUUUAAAAAAUAUAUAUAUUUGAUGAAUUUUUAAAGAAGGAGCUCUGAAGUUGGCACGCAUUUGGAGGCUUGUUGAGGCGAGGAGUUGUUGUUUAUUCCCUCCAGGACGUCAGUCUGAGAAAACGCCUGUGUUCAUGUUCACAUCUGGAUAACACUUACGAUUAUGUACAUGAUAUCAUUGAUAGUAAUGGUAAUAAUAUGACUAUCACUGUACAAUAAUACACACUUUGCUAACUGA
Cheilinus undulatus (humphead wrasse) is the source of this 952-nucleotide messenger RNA. It is a transcript of the gene pdap1b, whose product is annotated as pdgfa associated protein 1b. Gene Ontology annotation, molecular function: RNA binding. Gene Ontology annotation, cellular component: cytosol. The record is from RefSeq and is a predicted model, not a curated record. Lineage: Eukaryota; Metazoa; Chordata; Actinopteri; Labriformes; Labridae. The transcript has 6 exons. The coding region runs from base 115 to 648 and encodes 177 amino acids.